CCCCUUAUUAGACUCGCAUUGUAUAUACUAAAUAUGCACAAAUCUAGAAAAUCAAAAUGUGUCCCCGACACUGACACCACCGCUUGGAAGAAGUUUGUGGCUUCCGUGCGGCCAUUGCACCUACAAAGCCACCAAUCUCCACCGCGAGUCAUGGAGGCUCAACCGGUUCCUUCACCAGUGAUCUCGUUUGCUGAACAUGUGGAGAUUGAUAAGCAACUUUUAUCUCCAGCUUAUGCAAGCGCAGGUUUAUCGCCAUGCGUAAUGAGCGAAUAUGCAUCGGCAACGAAUCUGUAUGAACUUGAUGACUUGGGUGGAAGCGAGGAAAAUGAUGAAAAUAAUGGUUUUUAUGAUAAAAUUGGGGAUGAGAUGAUAGACAUCAAGGCUGAGGAAUUCAUCGCCCAAUUUUAUCAACAAAUCAGGCUUCAACAUGAGGCUUACAGGAACAAUGGGACAUGAUUGAGGUUGCAAUCACGACACACGCAUGCAUGGAGGGACAUUCGGUCAGUGCAUGGAUUGAUAAUGAAAAAUUGUUCAUAUGCAUCUGGGCUUAAAUAAGCCAAUCAAUAGAAUCUUCUUAAUUCAAUUCUAAUUCGGAUGUGACACCUACCAUGAUUAUAAUUCAUACAUCUUGGUGCAACUAUGAAUUUCAAAAGAGAAAGCAUAAAAAAUGUCUCUAUUUAUUGCUAUAUGGUUAAUUUAUUC
Manihot esculenta (cassava) is the source of this 702-nucleotide messenger RNA. RefSeq lists its product as uncharacterized. Bases 34 to 456 code for a protein of 140 amino acids. The record is from RefSeq and is a predicted model, not a curated record. NCBI's taxonomy places the organism in Eukaryota, Viridiplantae, Streptophyta, Magnoliopsida, Malpighiales, Euphorbiaceae. The transcript has a single exon.